AAAAAAAGACACUCUCUUCGUAGAUCAGGCAGGCCCUUGUUGCUUGUUCCUAUCCACCGCCGAUAUGAACUACGGAUCGACGGACGCUCCGGCGAAAGUUGCCAAGAGCCCCGAUGGCAGCUCUCCAUCGUCGCCAAUCGGGGCCGAUACUAGCCUUGCACAUAGCCAAGAAUCUGUCUCCUCUGCCUCCGUUACACAGGUGGAUGAGUCCGAAUCAAAGGAGGGGUGGCGACGCACGCUGGGACAGAAACUAAACAGCUUCUAUGAGAGGAACUUUGGGCUUUUUUUGGUGUUCUUGGCGCAGAUGUUUGGAUCCAUCAUGUCCAUGGCAACCCGACUGCUCGAGACUGGGUUCGAGACAAAGUUCCACGCUUUGCAAGUCAUAUUCGUGCGAAUGCUGACUACGGGUGUCCUGGGGUCUCUAUACAUGUGGUACAAACAAGUUCCCGACUUUCCAUUCGGAGAGCGUAGUGUGCGGCGACUUCUAGUGCUGCGUGGCAUGGCUGGGUUUACUGGCCUGUUUGGCUUGUACUACGCACUCUCCUACUUGGAACUAUCUGAGGCUACUAUCAUAACUUUUCUUGUGCCUACGCUGACUGCAUUUGUCUGCUUCGUUGUGUUGAGGGAGCCAUUCACGGUGAAGGAGGCCAUGGCGGGCGUCAUUGCAUUCGCCGGGGUUAUAUUCAUCGCCCGACCAACCUUCCUAUUCCCAGACGCGGAAGCUGGCCCGUUGCAUCCUGAUUCUCCCCACUCCAAAGGAACAUCCGUUUUUGCCAUGGACAAAGGUCUCGUACCUUCAGUGCCAGCCACCCCAGCAGAACGUGCCUUGGCUGUGACAUGUGCAGUCGCGGGUACUUUCGCAUCAGCAACUGCGUACGCCACGAUUCGGCUCAUCGGUAAGCGGACUCACUCGCUCGUGAGCGUCAACUACUUUGCCAUCCUGGCCACCGUGGGGUCGUUCCUCAUCCUCAUCAUCCAUCCGGAUCUGCAUUUUGAGACCCCGCAGAAUGCUGCGCAAUGGAUCUUGCUCGUCACCAUCGGAGUCGCGGGGUUUCUAUUACAGUUCCUCCUGACGGAAGGGCUGCAGAGGGAAAAGGCUGGCAGGGCGACAAAUCUUAUUUACACACAAUUGGUAUUCGCACUCAUCAUAGAAAGGGUUGUUUGGGGAACUACGCCGCCUGUGGAAAGCCUAUUCGGUGGUGCUCUGAUCAUCGCAGCGGCCCUCUGGGUCAGUCUGCAGAAGAACCAGACACCGCCUGCUGUGCCGCAGAACCAGCAGGUCGUCGAUGAGGAAAGCAGUCUACUGGGUAGUGCUGGUGAGGACACCAAUCGACGCGUCUGAUUGCAGGUGUUCCGACGUAGUUAUUUGGGGGAUAUCCGUGUAUGCAAGGGGUGGGUGGGCAUUAGCAGAGUGAGGAAGCACAAAUGAUUAAUGGUGUGGGUAUGGAUGUUACUGUUCACUAGAUCAGGAGAUGGAAAGUAGAGGCCUAGAGGUACAGAUAGUGAGGGCCAACUGUCCCGAGAGUGCUCUAGAGAAUAGAAAGAAGAGAGGAAGAUGAAAGAAUGCACAACUUGAAUCCAU
Messenger RNA from Pseudomassariella vexata, 1582 nucleotides. RefSeq lists its product as uncharacterized. The transcript is spliced from 6 exons. The record is from RefSeq and is a predicted model, not a curated record. NCBI's taxonomy places the organism in Eukaryota, Fungi, Ascomycota, Sordariomycetes, Amphisphaeriales, Pseudomassariaceae. Gene Ontology annotation, cellular component: membrane. Bases 65 to 1342 code for a protein of 425 amino acids.